UGUAACCCACUUAGUGUAUAUUAAAAAAAUUAAAACAAUUAGAAUCGACUUUCUCCAAAAAUUCCUUCUCCCUGCGUCAACAGUGGUUGCCCUCUGGUUUGUGUUGAAUGUAAAAUUCAGUAUUCAGUGGUGUGUUUCUGGAUAUCUCAUACUCCUCACCAUCUGUGAUGAGCAGCAUAAAUAAUUUAUCCGAUGAUGUGAUGGGAGAAAUAUUCAUUCGAUUACCAUUUAGAUCCACAGUGAAGUGCAAGUGUGUGUGCAAACGUUGGUUGGGACUAAUUUCAAGUCCUUCUUUUCCAACAGAAUUUGUGUCUAGCCAGUACUCUCUUUUCAAGGCCUACUUCACCUUCCUUUCCCCCCACCAACUUAUGUUCGGUUUCUUCCCUUCAGAUUUGAACUUUAAUGCGCAAAUCCACAAGCAACAGAUUCACAAGGGGUUGGGGCUACUUUGUGUAUGAUCCCUUUACCAAGGAAUGUAAUCACAUACCUCCUUUUCCUGAUGCGCAUAAGGAAACAUGUUUAUACGCUGUUGGCUUCCUUUCCCAAAUUAACGAUUUUGAAGAAGAAGGAAAUUCUAAUCGCUGCUUUUGGGUGGUGGUUGUGAGAUCCUCUAUGAGAAUGAAAUAUGAGUUUGAAGUGGAGGUUUUUUAUUCGGGGACAAGAACAUGGAGACAAAUAUUGAUGAGUUGUGUGGAUGGUUUUGCUUUUGCUCCUCAUUGGUUUCUCAGUUUUGCAUUUGAAGGGUACCUAUAUUUCAUGGGAAGCAGGAGUAUUCUUGUGUUGGAUCCCAUUUUCAUGAUUUGUACUACCAUUGAUUACCCUGAAAAUGCUGAUGCUAUGAAUAUAAUGAGCUUUGGGUACCUUGGAUGCUCUGGUGGGACUAUGAGGAUUGCUGAUAUUGGCAAUAAUGAUUUGAGAGUGUGGGAACUAUUGAUCCCUGGAACAUGGCAUUUGGUGCACAGGACCAAUCUCAAUCUCAUGGAACAUCUUCCCACCAGGUUCUGCAGUAAUUAUUGUAAGCGCGUAGGGGGGUUUCAUCCCUAUGAUGGGGACAUUGUUUAUUUGCAUUCCUAUGUUGAUGGGAUUUACGCUAUAAACCUGGGGACUAACAAAGUUGUGCCUAUUUCUGGUUAUGACAAAUUUGAUAUUAGUCCCUUUCAAUUGGAGCUCUCUUCAAUUCCAUUGGCAGACAAUGAUGGUAAGUAAUUGAAAGCUCCCACCUCUAAUUUGCUGUUUUGAGCAUGUUAUUGUACUUUCUUGCAGACAGGAGAUAGAUUUAUGUCACUGUUCUAUUAGUAAAGACACACACAUCCGAGUGACACCUCUGCACCACAAACUUAUUAGGAUCCAAACCUAUUUGUUAUUAAAGAGAUUGAAUAUGUUUAAAUAUUUCUGCAAUAGAUAUUACAUUUCAAUCUAAUUGAUUUUGAUUUCAUA
Molecule: messenger RNA, 1437 nt
Organism: Glycine soja
Lineage: Eukaryota; Viridiplantae; Streptophyta; Magnoliopsida; Fabales; Fabaceae
Exons: 2
Coding region: 403-1206 (267 amino acids)
Source: RefSeq, a predicted model, not a curated record